Linum trigynum is the source of this 3753-nucleotide messenger RNA. NCBI's taxonomy places the organism in Eukaryota, Viridiplantae, Streptophyta, Magnoliopsida, Malpighiales, Linaceae. The record is from the annotation of a GenBank genome assembly.
CAAUAAAAUCUUAAAUUAUUUGUUUCACCAACUCAAGAGUUUAAAUCGGUUCGACAAAUUUAAUUAUAAGACGAUUGUGAAACAACAAAAACUUCACCGGAAGUAUCAAAUACCCACAUACAAAAAAGGCUAAUUCCACUAGAAAGCUCAAACUAUUCAAAAAGUGUCACUUGUGUCAUAAACUAUUCAAUAUGACAAAUCUUGCACGAACUAUAUGUGUUGCGUCACAUUUGUGUCCUAAACUUAUUCAAUAUGACAAAUAUAGUAUAAACCACAUUGAUGCUGACUAGAUUUUCUGAUAAACACUAUCUAUGCCGGUCAAUGUCAAUAAAAAAUAGUUCGUACCAAAUUUGUCAUAUUGAAUAGUUUGGGAUACAAAUAACACUUUUAUAAUAGUUUUAUAAAAGUUUGAGGUUGCUGGUGGAAUUAAAAGGGAAAAAGAGAAGUAGUAGCGGCACGUGCCGGCCUGCCCCGCCCGCGGUAAAGAGCCGAAUCUGGAUUUGCCCACGACUUUUCGCCACUUGCAGAGAAUCAAACGGCUAACAUUUUAGAUCUCACAUCGCCCGUCCGAUCUUCAUCCAACGUCCGAGAUUAAAUCUUGUUCCCCACCUUCUGAUUCGUUCACACGCCAUAAGUUCUCCACUCCGCCUCUCACUUCCCCAAAAACCUCCCUCUUUCUAAAUUUCUCUCUCAGACCAAAAAAGAAAGAAAGAAAACUAACCUCUAUUCUUUCUCUCUCUGUCCACUAUUACCCUGCGCACUCCGCCACUGCUUAACCUGCGCCCUAUGUCGCCGGCGGCGGCCACUUUUGUUCUGUCAAUAAUUCGAAUCUCGCGCUAUAGGAGUACUGAAUAAGAGGAGAGUUCCCCCAGAAAACAAGCGCUCGUCCCUCGACCGUCAUUCAUUUCCCCAGAUGGAAAGCCAAACCAAGCUCACGAGAAGCUCGUCGUCGUUUCUGCGUUCUUCUUCGACCGUUCGAUCGUCAAUCCACAGCCUGUCUUCGAUGGCGGAGGAGGAUCUCACCACUCCGUUGAGACCGCCGGCGGAGGAGGACGACGACGAGAAGGAUGAUAAAGUGAUGAGAGAAGAUCGGCGGCGGAAGCCUCACCGGUGCGGGUCUAGCUCCACUCCGCGGAGGACCAGUUCAAGCCGAUUCACGCCUGUUAUAACCAUGUUUACCAUCGCCUUCUUGUCUUUCUUCUCCUUCUCCUUCUUUUUCUUCUUCUAUUUGAGAAGGGAAGAUACACCUACCUCUGAGAAUUUGCUUUUGGGAUUGGUUUUCAUUGCCGUAACCCUCUUUUUGGCAAGCAAGAACAAGAGCUUGAUUAACCAGAAUCUGACCUUGAUCAAGCAAAUUUGGGACGACAAUGGAAGGAGAUUCGGCCUAUUCACUUCCAGAACCAAGGCCAAGCAGCAGGUGAAAUGGUUCAUCGGCGAAUCAGAUUCGGCGGCCAGCGCCAUGAAAACUCACAAGGAGGAGAGGAUUAUUAGAGAAGGGGUGGAGUUCUACAGUAAUGGCGAUUACUACGAGGGCGAAUUCCACAAAGGCAAGUGUACCGGGAGCGGGGUUUACAAUUUCUUCGUUAGUGGAAGGUACGAAGGGGAUUGGAUCGAUGGGAGGUACGAUGGGCAUGGAAUUGAGAGUUGGACUAGAGGGAGUAGAUACAGAGGGCAGUACAGACAAGGUCUGAGGCAUGGCUAUGGAGUUUACAGAUUCUUCACUGGCGAUUCGUAUGCCGGGGAGUGGUGUAAUGGGCAGAGCCAUGGAGUUGGGGUUCAGACUUGCGCUGAUGGUAGCUGCUACGUUGGUGAAUUCAAGUAUGGUGCUAAGCACGGCCUCGGUGUCUACCAUUUCAGGAAUGGAGAUCGGUACGGUGGAGAAUACUUUGGAGACAAGAUCCAUGGUUUCGGUGUUUACCAUUUCGCGAAUGGCCAUUGCUAUGAAGGGUCGUGGCAUGAAGGGAGGAAGCAAGGUUAUGGGAUGUACACUUUCAGGAAUGGUGAAAGGAGAUGUGGGGAAUGGGAUGGAGGUACCAUUAAGAUUUCCUUCUCUCCGCAAUCUGAUGCAGUUCUUCGAGCCGUCGAGUCUGCCAGGAGAACAGCUGCCAAUGCAGUGAAAGUUCGAAGAGUGGACGAGCAAGUGAAUCGUGCGGUUCAUACUGCAAACCGGGCAGCUACAGCUGCUAGAGUGGCUGCUGUAAGAGCGGUCCAGAACAGGAUGGAUGGCAAGUUUUGUGAUACCAACGUUUAGUAGGUUAGCUAACAUGAGUUUUUGGGCUGCGCACUGGAUUGAACAAGAAGAAGAAGAUGAAUGACUUCAAAAGGAAGGAAGAAAAAUGUAAAGUUUGCCUUUUUUAUUUUAGGGUUUCGGUUUUCUUACUUGCUAAUUUAAUGUAAGCUAAGCUGGGAAGCAUGUUGUUGUGAAACACCCCGGUGAGCUGAGAAAGGAAAAGAAGGUCGCCGGAGGUUGAGAAAAGUGAGAGUGCUUUUGAGGCUCUCCUUCCCCUCCUCUUUCAAGUGUAAUUUGUACAUAUUUCCCACUCGCCGCCAUGUAUAUCGAUCACUAAUUGAAAUAUAAGUAGGAAUUUUUCUUUUGUUUUCGAGUAGCAGUUGAACUAAUAUUUCAGUUGAUUGCAGUUGAAAUAUAAGUGUUCAUUUGAUCUCAUCACAUUGGCUAAUCGGUGAUGGUGCAUUGUUUCAAAUUCAUUGUUUGAAUCAAUUAAUUAUGAUUAUGAUAGGCCCAUUUCCCAAAUGUUUGAAAACUCAUGGCUUUCUUUUCUUUGUCACACUAGUUUCAUGUCAAAUAUUUAAAGUGAUGAGGAUUCAAUGUUCAAUUAUCUAAUUAUGAUAGACGAUAAACAAUACAGCCCAUCAACAAGGAGAUAUACAAAUGUAUAAAUCCAUGUUAUUUUCAAGUAUAUCCAUCUUAUCUUACAGACUUGUAACAUCAAUCUUAUUUCCUUUUUUUGAGCUAUAAUGAAUGAAGAAGGGUGGACCAUUAUGAUCAUGGGAUUUUUCAAAAACCAGAAUAGGAGGUGAGGAGGGCCCACAUAACAACAAAGAAGAAAAAUAAAAAAAAAAGGGUGCUUUGGUUUGGACUUUGGACAUAACAUAAUCUUCAAAAUAGGUUGGCAGUUGGCACUCGUAAUUAUUAUAAUAUUUAUUAAAAACAGAAAUAUGAAGGGCGCUCAAUUUUGUUUAGGUGAAGUGAAGAUUUGAUUUGUGCACCAAGAAAAAUUUGGGCAGAACCGUCUUCUUUGACCUCUUCACCCCUCCUAUCACCAUUCACCACCAAAUGACCAAAUUUCGAACCCUCCAAAAGGGAAAAGACGCGGAAAAGAAAGACAGAAAGGAUUACUAAUGUCUAUUAACAUGACUGCAACUGAAAUAAAUAAAUGAGAAAACCAUAUAUCAAUAUCAACAACAUACUUUGCUAAUAUCAGCCAAAGCUUUGAAGAUAAGAAACAGAGCGGAUACGGAUGGCGACAUGAUGAUUCGGAAAAAUUAGGGACGCAGGACUGUUUCUCUCCUUCUACUACCGAUGCAAUCUAGUUAUGCUCCUAACCAUGGAUUACGAAAUCGUACCGGCCAUCAAACCGGAAUCGUUUUUGGCAUGGUAAAUCAUGGUUCAACCGUUUCCUACCGGUAAAUACCGUUUUUGGAAUAAAAAAAUUAUUUUUUUGUUAAAAAACCGUACCGACAAAAUUAGGGUACCAUACCGGGAAAAUAGCGGAAUAAAAGCGGAUUAUACCG